Messenger RNA from Capsella rubella, 345 nucleotides. RefSeq lists its product as uncharacterized. The coding region runs from base 1 to 345 and encodes 114 amino acids. The record is from RefSeq and is a predicted model, not a curated record. The transcript has 2 exons. NCBI's taxonomy places the organism in Eukaryota, Viridiplantae, Streptophyta, Magnoliopsida, Brassicales, Brassicaceae.
AUGCGCUUACGAAAAGGUGUUAAUAACGCGCAAUCAGAUGAUCUUGCCGAGUUCUCAAAGUGGCUUCUUGAUAUUGGUGAUGGGAAAAUCAACGAGCCAAACGAUGGCGAGGUCGAAAUAGAAAUACCCGAAGAUUUACUAAUAACAGCAUCUAAGGAUCCUAUCCACGCAAUUGUUCAUGAAAUCUAUGGUAAAUCCUUCGCUAAAGAGAAUGACCCAAGAUUCUUUAAGCGAAGAGCUAUUCUUAGUCCAAGGAACGAAGACGUUGAUAAAACUAAUCAAUAUAUGCUUUCUCAAUUACCAGACUUUUCAUCUUCUUCCAACUGUGAAUCUAUUUGGCAAUAG